AUGGAUGGAACACCCAAAGGCAUAAAAGUGCAGAAGUCUGGGGGGACGCAACUGAAGCUGGUGAUGUCAUUUCCCAACUAUGGACAAGCCAUGUUUAAACCCAUGAAGCAGGAGAGAGAUGAAGAAACCAAUUACAACCUCUACUACUUCUCAGACUUUGAGAGACAUAAUGCAGAAAUUGCAGCUUUUCACCUGGACAGGAUUUUGGGUUACAGGAGAAUCCCUCCAGUGGUUGGGAGGCUUGUGGAUGUGGUCACGGAGAUAAAAGAUGUCACUACUGACCACAAGCUGGCCCGAACCUUUUUUACCUCCCCUGUGGGUAGUUCAUGUUUCUACGGCCAGUGCUCCUACUACUGUUCAACAGAGCACGCUGUAUGUGGCCGCCCCAGAGACCUGGAAGCCUCCUUGGCUGUCAUGCUGCCGGAUCUCUCCCUGGCAUCCCGCAGGACCUGGAGAUCCCCCUGGAGACGCACCUACAGCCGCAGCAAGCUGGAAAAGUGGAAGUCAGAUCCAGACUACUGUUCGACAGUGAAAAAGACGCCACCAUACGACAAAGGCACAAGACUGGUGGACUUCAUAGAUAUGGUCAUACUGGACUUCUUGAUGAGUAACAUGGACCGUCACCAUUAUGAAACCUUUGAGAAGUUUGGCAAUAAUACUUUCCUACUCCACCUUGACAACGGGAGGGCAUUUGGGCGUCACUCUAAAGAUGAGCCUUCUAUCUUAGCUCCUCUACAACAGUGCUGCAGAAUCCGGCGCUCCACCUGGCUACACCUGCUACUACUGUCUCUGCCGCAGUAUCGUCUUAGUGAUGUCAUGAGGGCAUCGCUCUCACAUGAUCCCCUUCACAGGGUCGCUCCACUGCUGUCGGAGCCCCACCUCGCAGCUCUCAAUCGGCGCCUGAAAACUGUGCUGGAGACUGUCAGUCAUUGCCAGAAGAGACCAAGUAAAGAUGGUGGUGAAGGUGAGGUCAUCUAUGAUGACACUGCCUACUUGAAAGACAUGGUCACGUCUGCUGGGUAGGGAAGUGAUAUAAUGUAUAUAUAUAUCACAGAUAUAAUGUCAUAGUUACAAGGACUUUAAUCGUAUCUUUACAGUAAAACAGGUUGUAGAAACUAACAAAAUAUCUGGAAAGACUAUUAAAAAAUGUUUAAAGUUUAAGAAUCUUUUAAAAGGUUUAUACUUGGAUGAAUGGAUUGUUGAUGACAUAUUUAAUAUAAUUUCACUUGCACCUAUUUCCCAGUAAGUAUUAUUAGUAGUUGGUGUAUUUAAAUGUGAUGACAACAAAAUUGCUCCGUUACAGGUUAAAAUAUUUGUGUCUGUGUGUGUUGUAAGGGAGGGAAUUAUAUGUUCUAUGUUUGAGCUGCAGGUUAGAUUAACUGGUGACCAACAACUUUAUCUUAGUUUAGUCUUUUUUUGCAUUCUGUGACAAUAAUAAUUUUCCCCAAAACAGAAUAUUUAAGCAUAUUAUUUAGUAGAUUUUUGUUCUAAUGCCAGUGACAGUACGUACAGUGUAGAACAUUACUUGUCCUUGUUUGCUUGAUCUUCUUUUCCCGGUCUGUAUUUUCCAAUUAUUUUUUUAAUUAGUUUUGCUCUGUGGCCCUUUGAAUAUGGAAAGAUCCCCUCUAGACAUGUACUACGGCAUACAUACAAAUACUCUGCUUGGUGAUGUGACAAUGAUGUGUGUCUGAAAAAAUAUCAUUUUAC
Messenger RNA from Morone saxatilis (striped sea-bass), 1707 nucleotides. RefSeq names its product extracellular serine/threonine protein kinase FAM20C-like. Gene Ontology annotation, molecular function: phosphotransferase activity, alcohol group as acceptor. The record is from RefSeq and is a predicted model, not a curated record. The transcript is spliced from 9 exons. Bases 1 to 1023 code for a protein of 340 amino acids. Lineage: Eukaryota; Metazoa; Chordata; Actinopteri; Moronidae. Gene Ontology annotation, biological process: protein phosphorylation. Gene Ontology annotation, cellular component: Golgi apparatus.